AUGGAGGGCGGAGGCUUUAAUUUCAAAUGGAGAAACCACGUGAACGAAGUGUUCUCCAUUGUGCAGCGAAUUCGCGUGCAAGACGCCUUCGCGGACGUGAUUCUGCACUGCGGCGGCGGAAACUUUUUCGCGCACAAAUUGCUUUUAGCCAGUGUCAGCUCCUUCUUCGAGGAUCUAUUCACGGGUUUGCCGCGAGAUAAAUCCAGCGUUCUAGUCCUGACAGACGUUCGCCCGGAAAUCCUUAGCGCGAUUUUGGAUUUCAUGUACAACGGGGAGGCGUUCGUGGCGAGCCGAGAUUUGAAGGAUUUCAUGUCCACGGCGGAAAAGCUCGGUGUGCGGGGACUACAGUUGGAGACUGAUGUUCCGCAGGAGCCGGAGGAUCGGAAGAGAAGAAGGGGGAAUGAUAAAAAUUCAGCAUUGAACCCGGGUUCGGGUGAAAUCCCGAGCGAACCUGCGAAGAGAGUUCGACUCGCCUCUUCAUCGACUGCAGAGUUGGUUUCUCCGACACCGUCUACGACGAAUUCAACGACGCCAAACAUAACAACGACUCCAACUGAAACAAAAACGAGUUCGAAUGCACCAGCUGGGCCUUCGAAGCAACCAAUAUUCGGGAAUGAAGAAGAGGACUUCGACUUCGUAGAGCCCGCUCCUGUGACAGUCGUGAAAGUAGAACAGGAUGAACCGACUAAGGAACCCGGAAAUGUUGGCGAAGGGUGGGAAGAGGAAGGUUUUCCAGAAGACGAUUUUUACGACGACGCAGCAGAGCUGGGGCAGAUAGAUGACAAGUUUUAUGUUGGCGCCGGAGCUUCGGGAUUGCCGGAAAACAUUCCUCCAGAACUAUCCAAAGAUUUUCCCUGGAUGACAUGGGACAACCGUCGCCACGUUGUUCGCGCUCAGCGAGAAGAAGAUGGACCAAGUGUCUACUUCUGCUCGAUUUGUUGGUUGUACAGCUACCAUAAGAAGAAUUCGGUUGCACGGCAUGCCCAAUCUCAUUCGCGACGAUGUGGCUGUACUUCGUUUUUGAAAGGAAUGAAGAUUCUAGGAGUUCAGUGGCGCAAAAGACUGAGAAUUGUGGUGACAGCUGACUACAGGUAUCCUGUCGCAGUCCCACUACCCCUACUGAUACAACCGUAUGUGCCGAUCCGGAAAAGAAAGGCUGCGAAACCGGCUACUUCCGAUGAGAGAAGGCCUACGUUGUCGCGGUUUGUCCCGGAAACGACAACUGGCGUGGAACAAAUCGAUCAGCCAAGUUUAUUGGAUCAGCAUGCUGAGCUGAAGAGAUUAGCGGAAGCUCAGGCUGAAACGAAAGUUGAGAAGCAGCUGAAGGAGGAAGAGAAGAUUCUCGAAAGCGUCGCUGAGAAACGUGCUUUGAUGGCUGUUGGAGAAUUAGCGAAGGGAAUACAGUAUGACACACCUUUAACCACCGGCUGGAAGCCUCCAACAUAUAUAUCUGAUUUACCCAAUUCCUGCCACGACGCACUGCGCAGGAAGCUGAGAAUUCUUGUUGAGGGGGAGAACGUUCCACCUCCGAUUCGAACCUUUGAGGAGAUGAAGUUUCCUGAGCCUAUUUUGAGAGGUCUUCGUGAAACGAAAAUUGCGGUUCCUUCUCCGAUCCAAAUUCAGGGUAUUCCUGCUGUGUUAUCUGGACGAGAUAUGAUCGGGAUAGCUUUUACUGGUAGUGGAAAAACGCUGGUUUUCACCCUACCAUUGAUCAUGUUCUGUCUCGAGCAAGAGAUGAAAAUGCCUUUUCUGAAGGGGGAAGGACCGUAUGGUCUCAUCGAUACGGGCAGAGCACUUAACCGUUUUGUUUGUGUGCUUCACAAGCUUAAGAUGCGUAGAGUCAACUUCUCUAGACCGAACGGACUCGACGCGACACGCGCAUAUUAA
Notodromas monacha is the source of this 1887-nucleotide messenger RNA. The record is from the annotation of a GenBank genome assembly. Lineage: Eukaryota; Metazoa; Arthropoda; Ostracoda; Podocopida; Cyprididae.